Molecule: messenger RNA, 3858 nt
Organism: Acanthochromis polyacanthus (spiny chromis)
Lineage: Eukaryota; Metazoa; Chordata; Actinopteri; Pomacentridae
Gene: stk24b
Product: serine/threonine kinase 24b (STE20 homolog, yeast)
Exons: 11
Coding region: 726-2024 (432 amino acids)
Biological process (GO): protein phosphorylation
Molecular function (GO): protein kinase activity; ATP binding
Source: RefSeq, a predicted model, not a curated record
CCAGGCGUCACAUCACCGACAAGAUGGCCGAGACUACGGGACGAAAGUGAGGGAGGAAACAAAAACACUGGCGAGCUAUCCUUGCUGCAGAUGCCAGACCUGUAGAUCUUACUGGAGACAAGUUAGUGCAGAGGUAGAAGCUGGGUUUGUCCGAGGCUCCGUUUUUGCGGGUGACUUGUGCGGUGCACACGGAUUGUGCUCCGAGCAGCUCGCUGACGGAACGUUUGUCAGGUCGCCUGCGUUGGCUAGCGAGCUAACCCGCUAACAUGUUAGCUAGCUGACAACAUCGUUAGCGAGAGAAUCCGCUUUCAGAAAGUGACGGGAUAAUGUCGGAAUGAAUAGUUGUUGCUAAGUCCUCGUCUCCGAGAACUACAAUUAGUCACUUCUCCGGGGGAGAGAUUGAAUUUAAGGCACUGGUUAACCCUUAGCCAGCUGGCUAGCAAGCUAACAUUGCGGAUUUCUUGGAGUUAGCAUUAGCAGACGUCCGUUAGCUUGCUCAGCUGUUUCAGGGGGAGUUCAGGUUGUUCCGACACGGGAAAGGCACGCUGGUGUGUGAACGAAGGACCAUUUUUUCCCUCUCUGGCUCGGUUCGCAGCAGACCUGGGUCACCAGGUGUCCCCCAGGAUUGCUAACAGUGACUGGACCAGCGCCGGGACUGUAAACAUAAGCCGAGCACAUCUCAGCGCUGCGUCGUCGGACGAGGCGCAAAUCCAGUCUGCGUCGCCAUGGCCCAUUCUCCCGUCCAGGGUAACCUGCCGGGGAUGCAGAAUGCCAGAGUGGACCCAGAGGAGCUGUUCACAAAGCUGGAGCGCAUUGGCAAAGGCUCGUUUGGCGAGGUGUUCAAAGGCAUCGACAAUCGCACACAGAAGGUAGUGGCCAUUAAGAUCAUAGACCUGGAGGAGGCAGAGGACGAGAUCGAAGACAUCCAGCAGGAGAUCACCGUACUCAGCCAGUGCGACAGCCCCUUUGUCACCAAGUACUACGGCUCAUACCUGAAGGACACAAAGCUAUGGAUCAUCAUGGAGUAUUUAGGUGGAGGCUCAGCAUUAGAUCUGAUGGAGCCUGGAGCUCUGGAUGAGACCCAGAUCGCUACAAUCCUGAGAGAGAUCCUUAAGGGCUUGGAGUACCUGCACUCUGAGAAGAAGAUCCACAGAGAUAUCAAAGCCGCCAACGUGCUGCUGUCCGAGCAAGGAGAGGUGAAGCUGGCAGACUUCGGCGUGGCCGGCCAGCUCACUGACACCCAGAUCAAACGCAACACCUUUGUGGGCACGCCCUUCUGGAUGGCCCCCGAGGUCAUCAAACAGUCGGCCUACGACUCCAAGGCAGAUAUCUGGUCUCUGGGCAUCACAGCUAUCGAGCUGGCGAAAGGCGAGCCGCCCCACUCAGAGCUCCAUCCCAUGAAGGUUUUAUUCCUCAUCCCAAAGAACAACCCGCCCACACUGGAGGGAAACUACAGCAAACCGCUCAAGGAGUUUGUGGAGGCCUGCCUCAACAAAGAGCCCAGUUUUAGGCCGACUGCCAAAGAGCUGCUGAAGCAUAAACUGAUAGUUCGCCAUGCGAAAAAGACCUCCUACCUGACCGAGCUGGUUGACAAGUACAAGAGGUGGAAGGCAGAGCAGUCCAGAACCACAGAGUCCAGUUCCGAUGAGUCAGACUCAGAGCAGGACGGCCAGGCGUCGGGCGGGAACGACUUUGGCAGUGACGACUGGAUCUUCACCAUCCGAGAGAAGGACCCCAAGAAGCUACAGAACGGAGAGGGGCAGUCAGGGGCAACAGACCAGACGAAAGACAUUCCAAAGAGGCCUUAUUCACAGAGCCUGGCCACAGUCAUCUCUCCUGCAUUAGCUGAGCUUAAGGCGCGACAGGAGCAGGUGAACGGGAACCCUUUAGUCCUGGAUGAGCUGAGGGAGGCCAUCCUGCUGGCCGAGGAGGCCUACCCUGGCAUCUCCGACUCCCUGGUGGCUCACAUGGUGCACCGGCUCCAGAGUUUCUCCACAAGCAGGACGUCCUCCUCCUCCCCCUAGUGAUUGGCUCUCUGCCCCAGCCCAGCUCUCCCAGGCCCCCCCCCAAACCAACACCACAGCCAGGCCAGAGGGUUAAAAGUCAGGGGUUAAGUCAUUCAAUACCAGCUGACUGCAUUCGACCUCCCGCGUGGGGAGGGAGAGGGGGGGUACUAAACCUAGCCUGUACAAAUUACUGAACUCCAAAGCGGAGGAGAAAAGAGAAACUCCGGAGAGCCUCAGGAGGAGAAGUUGAAAAGGCCGUGACGGGACAAAGUCGGAGCCAGAAAAACGGCAACCGCCAAGUCAGACUCUGAGCUCCGUACACGAGAGACUCCUCAUAGAAUCUGCUCGACGAAGGAGCCCGAAAAUCUCCCCUGAAAUCCACGGCAAGACUUCAGUCCCCCCUCUUAAUGCAGGCCUCAUAUCCCCAGAACCUCUGAAAGCAUGCUUGAUGAACCUGCAGGGAUAUUAUCUUCGUGUGCGAGCUGUGUGUGGGCAUCCGUGAGUGUGUGCGUAUGUUCGACUCCCUGUUUAGGCAAAUUGCAGCAUUCUUAACGAAACCUCAGGUAAAGUGCUUUAAGUGGACUUGGUCCUCCGAGGCAGUGGGAGGGGAGGGGGGCUCGCCAUGCUGUACAUGAUUACAAGUUGUCAUUGCGAGGAAAUGAAUCACUGUGUACAAAAUGGUCAUGCGCAUUUUGUAGAUACUGAUAAUGUUUAAAAGUAGAUAUUUAAAGAUCUUCAAAAGUUAGUCGGAGAGAGAAAGGAACAGAAAAUGCCUUGCCUUUUCGAGAUGCACACGUCUGCAUUCUGGCAUUUCAUCCGAGAUUUAGUUAGUUUUCUUUUACUCGUCGGUGAGUGAGAUUCAUCAGUGUUUGAGUUCCAAUCUCCCAUUUCAAUCAUCAGACUAACUACGAUACUAAACUUACUUUGUUUAGAGCCAGAAGCGUUUCCUUUGUUUUAGUAGUUGACGGGGAGAGCCGCUUCCCACGCUUAUGUUUAGACAAUUAUCAGUUUUUAAAUUGUGUAGGUCAAGAAUGAAGGUAGAGGACAAUUAACGAGGAGGAACGCCGAUAUCGUGAAGUAUUAUUUCUCCUUAGCAGUGCUUAGAAACUAAAGUAAAGGCGCUGAAUAAAGUGGCAAGGACCAUAGAAGGCAAUCAUGUUAUGACACUUUGCUCACGGCCAAAUGAGACGAGCUGCAGAAUCCAACGCCAUCCUUAUUAUCCACACAUUUCUGUUCUCACUUCCACACCGUGCUAUAGAAGUGCCAUGUCCUCUUUUAUGCUUUCACCAGAUAUUUCUAGUAUGAUUUGCACCUUUUUUUUUUUUGUUCUAAUUUUCAGAUCAGUUUUUUGCACUUUGAAAGUGUGUCGAGUAUUUAAAGAAACUUGUAAGAGGAAAAAAAAGAAAAAAACAAACCGAAAAAUGUCGCUAAUAGCCAUGUUUUACUAUAUAUGUUUACUUAAGAGUUCCAGAAUUUACUACUGUGCUAAUGCAGCAAUAAUGUUGAGGAGUUGCAUCAAGACGCACUUGUCAACACAGGGAUUGAAAGAAAUUAAGAAAUAUCUGAUAUUUUUGUAACCGCAAAGAGUUGAGUAUGGAAAUAUGGAAUGCUUUAUGGAUAUGGGCACCUGCCUCUGGCAAAAAAAAAUAAAAAAUCUAUACCUUACAGAAAAACAUAUGCUACGGAAAUAACUACAAAAAUGUGUACAUUUGGUCUCCUUUAUCAUAGCUGACAGUUUAUAGUACUGUAUAUAAUCUUUGCUUGUGUCAUUUGAGAACUCCCAAUUUAAAUGUAAGCUCCUUGUAAGCUUUCAAAGUGACAUGAGAAAUAAAGAUCUAAUGCUAACUGAGAA